Messenger RNA from Cryptomeria japonica (Japanese cedar), 3692 nucleotides. Its product is annotated as APETALA2-like protein 3. Lineage: Eukaryota; Viridiplantae; Streptophyta; Pinopsida; Cupressales; Cupressaceae. Gene Ontology annotation, biological process: regulation of DNA-templated transcription. Bases 1590 to 3422 code for a protein of 610 amino acids. Gene Ontology annotation, molecular function: DNA binding; DNA-binding transcription factor activity. The transcript is spliced from 10 exons. The record is from RefSeq and is a predicted model, not a curated record.
AACGUUAGUUCUCAAAAUGUCAGGUUAUUCGCUGUCCUGUAUAAGUAGUCAACGCAGUUAUCCCGUUUCCUAGAUUAUGCUAUAUUUGUCCGUCAAAUAACGUUGUCAGGUGGAGGCAUAAUUUAUUCAGUUCCAUCACAGAGGAAACUGACACCACUUCUGCAAAGCGGUUUGGAAUGAAACCGCUUUUUCGAUUUUCUCCAUCUUUUGAAACCGGCCGAGUUUCAUAAUAGCCUCCAUGAUUGAUUUUCUGGUUUUUGUCUGUUGAAAAGGUAGCUUGGGGUUUCGAACUCGUGAUGGACGGGUAUGGAGUUCUGCCUGACGCGAAUCUGAUUGAAAGGCUGAAAAGGGGAGAUUUUGAAGCAGGCGGUAUGGCAAAGAGUCGUGUUUGCUUAGAUGUCUGUUAAGAUAAGGAAGGAAAGCACGGGAAAUUGGAAGAGUUUUUUGUGGAUGCAAAUUUCUAGGGAGGAUUUAAGGUAUGGUAAAUUGAAGCCUUGAAGCUGAAAGUUGAUUGUCGUGGACUCGAUUGAGGUAAUCGGCGGCGAGAGGAAGUGGUUCGCUUUGGUUUGAACGCGCCUGAUGAUAUUUUCGAGGAAAUCUUGAUUCAGACGGGAUCUGAUUGGGGAAGGUGUAUCUGAAGGGUUUGAAGACGAACGAGGAUUGAUAAUGGAGUCUGUCGAUUGAAUCAAUGACAUUCCUUCGGCUAAAGCAGUUGACUUGAAAUUUUAUUUUGCAGAAUGUUGUGUUAAAUUCGGGACGGACGCAAUUUCUUGCUUGAGGUUUGGCCUUGGCGCAAGAGCUUGCUAGCUUAAUGUUUAUCAUUUAGGCUGGGGGUUUUCAACAUGCAAUUUGAGCGGCCAUGGCUGUGGAGACCGAUAUUAUAGAGCUAGAGGUCGGGGUUUGGGGCAUGGAACUUUUAUUGAUACGUCUGUUUUUUGUACGAGACCUGUUUUGACAGACCGUCCGGAGAACACUUUCUCGGGCUUUGCGUCCUUGCAUUCAUUAGACGAAAUUGGAGCUUCUCAGCGAAACGACAAAUUUAUUAGUUCUACCAGGGAAAGUAACGCUUCUUCGAAGCGUUUUGUAAGCUUUCAAGCUUCCUAAUUUGGUAAUCUUCUGUCCAUUUGAAUGAUGAUUCGAAAUCGAGAGAUUUCCAGUCCUUUUGGUUUGGUGUUCCGGAGCGUUCAUUGGCCACUCAGAUUUUGUACGUAGGCGGAACCGUGAGCACACUUUGCAACGCUGUGUGCGCUGAACUUUCUGUCAAUUGACGGAAGCCAAACCUCGGAAGGCGAAAUUUGCGGGAGUCUUUCAAUAUUUCAACAGUUUCAUUUCCAAAGCAGGUUUUUCAAGAGAGUUAUUCCAAAGAUCUCUUAGUUUACAGAAGAAAUCUGCAAAAAUUCUGUCUAUUUCAAAACUUUCAAGGUUUACCAGAGCGGCAAUUUAGAGAUUUUCCUCUUGUAUUUGCCGACAGACUUCCGUUUCAGCCAAGGAAACGUCGCAAGUCAGAAAUCUCGAGGAUUUAAUCUCUACUUUAAUGUUUUCUUAGCAAAUUUUCACGGCCUAAGAGACUUUCCGAGCCGAUUUCAGCCAUGAUUGGAGUGGAAGUUCCGGCAAAUGACAGCAGCGGGUGGGAUCUCAAUUCAACGCCUUCAGACGGUGUAUUUGCCACAAAUUCCAGGCGUCCUCCACAAAGCUUCUCCCUUUUGGUUGUGCCUGGCGAGGUAACGGCCAAAUCCGCCGCGACUGAAGAUUCUUGUUCCAUUUGCUGUGAUGAAACAUCUGCAGGUCGUGUCAUUACAGUGACCGUGAAAUCAAAAGAGGAGCCUUCGCGCGACCCUGCCAGAGAUUUGUUGAAAAAGAUUCGUAGAGACGAUUCUGGAACAUCUAAUUCUUCCGUUGUAAAUGCUUCUGCCUCUCCCAUGGACAACAAUACCAAGUUCUUGGAAUGCGAUUCAUCCUCCUCAACUCAGCCAAUCCCAUCAAAUUCCUCUUCCAACAUGACAAAUCUUUUCGGUUUCUCUACGGACAAACCCCGGUUCGAAACUUAUAUCACACGCCAACUUUUGCCCCCAAAAAAUUCCUUGGAUUCCAUCAUUCCUCCUCCUGAAAAUCAGCUUUCUGGGGGAUUUUGGUCAGAUGCAAGGCUGAAGCUUUUGCCUCCACCACCGCAACAACAAGAACAGGUAAAAAAGAGCAGGCGAGGGCCCAGAUCAAGAAGCUCUCAAUACCGCGGCGUUACUUUCUAUAGACGCACAGGUCGAUGGGAAUCGCACAUCUGGGAUUGUGGAAAGCAGGUUUAUCUCGGUGGAUUUGAUACUGCCCAUAUCGCUGCCAGGGCAUAUGAUAGGGCAGCCAUAAAGUUCAGAGGACCAGACGCUGAUAUAAAUUUUAAUCUUUCAGACUAUGAAGAUGACCUUAAGCAGACGACUAAUCUCACAAAAGAAGAAUUUGUACAUAUUCUUCGUCGACAAAGCACUGGUUUCUCUCGGGGAAGUUCGAGGUAUAGAGGUGUCACUCUCCACAAGGCAGGCCGAUGGGAAGCCAGGAUGGGACAAUUCCUUGGCAAAAACCAAUGUGCAUAUACUGGCAGGUAUAUAUAUUUGGGCUUAUUCGACAAUGAAAUGGAAGCCGCAAUGGCAUAUGACCGGGCAGCUAUUAAGUGCAAUGGAAAAGAGGCAGUUACAAAUUUUGAUCCCAGCAUUUACAUGAACGAAUUUCUUGCAGAACCCAAUAAUGGAGAGAGGUUUCAUGCAAAUCAACCGGAGAAUGAAAGUGUAAAACACAAUCUGGAUCUUAGCCUCGGCCUUUCUUCUCCAGCAGUUGACAAAACAUUGGUAUCCAAAAUGAAGUCUAACGGUAACCUAAACAGUGUUGUUGAUCCUGAUUGGAAGAAAGCUCGGUGUAUCAAUACAAUGGGUCAAGUUGAUUCUCCGAAUUGGGAGAAGUUCCAAGUUAGCCAUGGAUUAAAAUAUAAUCCAAUAUCUCUUCCUGCCAUCGCCAAAGAUGAUAAGGCGAGUCUCGCUAUGGAGCAAGCAAAUCAAUGGAGCAGAGUUCAUCCCUUGUCCUUUCCUAAUUACCGACUGCCCAAUCAGGAUGGGGGAGUUAAAAGGAAAUCAGGAAGUGAUAUCUCAUCUCUAUUACCCUGGUCAAAGGAGGAUUGGAAUUGGAAAUUGUACAGCAAUGGGUCACUCUCUUCACUAUUGGCAGCAUCAUCAGGAUUCUCACCCCAAAAUGGAAUUUGUCAUCCUUCUUCAGAUUGGAUGCACAAUUCAACUACUGGGGCUAAACUUUCAGACACUAAGCCAUUUGCUCUGACUGAAAAUUCUCAUAUGUCCAUUUUCGGAGGAGCAAAUACAGGUGAGCAAUUCUUGGGUGUAAACUUGAAUCCCUCCGAUCGAAGGAAUGAUACACUAGGCCUUUGAAGCACAAGGAUGUUCAUUGUUUAAUGGGCACCACAUAGCAACUGAAGUGGGGUUAAGAAAAAGCAAAAGCCGAAAACAUGAAACCUUAUCUAUUUCAAUGCUUAACAUUUUAUUCUCCAAAGUAUUUUAUGGAGCUCAAUUUUUUUGCUUACUGGGUUUAUUCUAGUAAAGAAGACACUAUAAUAUAUAUUAUUUGGAGAAUGUUUAAAAUGAUAAUCAGUCAGUGCUCCCUAUAAACAUAUAAUAUAGUUAUUUGUUUGUUACAUUAUC